This is a messenger RNA of Pseudo-nitzschia multistriata, 2591 nucleotides long. The record is from the annotation of a GenBank genome assembly. NCBI's taxonomy places the organism in Eukaryota, Bacillariophyta, Bacillariophyceae, Bacillariales, Bacillariaceae.
AGUCGACGACGCGAUAACUAGUACAGAACAGGGACCGUACGGUACAGUUACAAGGAAUGAACAACGUAAGCUGGUGUCAGACGUCAUUCUUCCAAUCCUUUUAUGUGUCGUCGCAGAGUGUCUUUGAUUUGGGAACUCCAAGAAGAUUCAACAAACGUAGACACAAAUAGAAAAUAGAGAGUGUUGAAAAACCACCCUUCAUCAAGCAACCAUGAAAUUCUCCUCGCUCGCUAUUGCUGCCGUCGCCGUUGCCGCUUCCAGCGUCAACGCCUUCAGCGCCCCCAAGAUUGGCCGUGUUGCUCAGGUGUGUAAUCUAUUUGGAUCUGUGCGACGCAUAAGUGGAGGACGGGCUAAGGCAAGAACACAGAGAGGCGUGCGCUGGUCUACAUCGUUUUGAGGCCUGCAAUCUAGAUUAGUUACAAUCGGUUUUGAUAGUUCUCGCUACCCUAUAAUUUAUUGGAGAGUUAUUUCGGAGACGUUUUCUUACGUAAUUUUUUCUCAUCGGUGUUUUCUUCAACUAUCAAACAGCCAACCUUCUUGAAGGCCACUGCUGUCGAUGCUGACACAAAGACUUCCCUUCAGACCGCCGCCAAUGAAGCCCGUGGACUUGCCAUGGACUCUAUUGCCGCCGCUCACUCCGGACACAUGGGUCUUCCUCUUGGAGCCGCUGAAAUCGGAGCCAGCCUGUACGGAUCCCAGAUGCAAUACCACGCCGCUGACCCUCAAUGGRUCAACCGUGAUCGUUUCAUCCUUUCUGCUGGACACGGAUCUAUGUUCCUUUACUCCUGGUUGAACCUCGCCGGAUUUGACCUUCCCAUGGAAGAAGUCAAGAACUUCCGUCAACACCACUCCAUGACCCCUGGUCACCCUGAAUUCCCUAGUUCGGAACACAACACUCCCGGAAUUGAGUGCACCACCGGUCCUCUCGGACAAGGUGUUUCCAACGCCGUCGGUAUGGCCGCUUCCGAAAAGAUGGCUGCCGCUGUUUACAACACCGAUGACCACAAGAUCUUCGACCACCACAUCUACGCUCUUGCCGGAGAUGGUUGCUUCCAAGAGGGUGUCUCCUCCGAAGCCGCUGCUUUCGCCGCCCACGAAAAGCUCGAUAACCUCAUCGUCUUGUACGAUGCCAACGAAGUCACCCUUGACAAGAUGGCCGAAUACACUCAAUCCGAAGAUAUCUUGAAGAGAUACGAGGCAUACGGAUGGGAAACAUUCGACAUUGACGGACACGAUCUCGAUGCCGUUGAGGAAGCCAUCGCCGCCGCCAAGGCCAACAACAACGGAAAGCCCAAGUUCAUCAAGUGCAACACCAUCAUCGGAAAGGGUAUGGAAGAAACGGAGGGAACCAACGCCGCUCACGGAGAGGCUGGAGUCCCAUACGUUGACAACGCCAAGAAGAACAUUGGCCUCCCCGAUGGAGAGAAGUGGUACGUCUCCGAAGGAACUCGUGACUUCUUCGAUGAUGUCCAGAAGAAGAACAAGUCCACCUACGAUGAGUGGCAAUCUACCUACGCCGCAUGGAAGGAAGCCAACCCGGAUCUUGCCAAGCAAUUGGAAGACUCUGUGGCUGACAACACCAUGCCUGCCGAAGACAUGAUCAAGGAAAUUGAUGCCAUGGGCGAAGAUGCCGAGGCCACCCGUGUCUCUGGAAACAAGGUCAUCCAAGAGAUCUCCCGCCUUGUCCCUAACUACGUUUCUGGAUCUGCCGAUCUUCACGGAUCUACCCGUAACUACAUCAACGAAGGAGGUAACUUCGGAUCUGGUUUCGACAAGACUUACUCCGGAAAGAACUUGUACUUCGGAAUCCGUGAACACGCCAUGGGAUCCAUCAUGAAUGGAUUUGCCUUCCACGGACUUUUCAAGAUCUCUGGAUCCACUUUCUUGGUCUUCGUUGAUUACUUCCGACCAACUGUCCGUGUYGCCUCCCUCUCCGAGUUGGGAGCUGUCUCCUACAUCCUCACCCACGACUCUAUCGGAGUUGGUGAGGAUGGACCUACCCACCAGCCUGUUGAGACCGUCUCUGGACUCCGUGUUAUCCCCAACUUGGAUGUCUACCGUCCUGCUGACGCCGAAGAGACUGUUGCCGCCAUGGCCCACUCAGCAACUCGCAAGGAAGGACCUACCGCCCUUAUCUUCUCUCGUCAAAACAUUGACCAGAACAACGAURUGGACUACAUGGCCCGACGUGAAGGUGCCCUCAAGGGAGCCUACGUUGCCAAGAAGGAGACUGAGGACCUCGACCUCAUUAUCAUCGCCACCGGAUCUGAAGUCCAACAUGCCCUCAAGGCCGCUGCCGACCUUCCUGGAGCCCGUGUUGUCUCCAUGCCUUGCAUGGAAGUCUAUGAGCGUCAAUCUGCUGAAUACAAGGAAUCCGUUCUUCCUUCGUCGUGCACAAAGAGAAUUGCCAUGGAAGCUGGUGUCUCUGAUGUCUGGUACAAGUACGCCUCCAAGGUCGUUGGAGUCGACAAGUUCGGCUUCUCUGCCCCUGGUGACAUUGUCAUGAAGGAAUACGGUAUGACCCCCGAAAAUCUCUCCGCCGAGAUCGCAUCCAUGUAAACAACUAGGAAAAAUAAAAUAUAAAUCACACA